GCCAAUGACACAGGCUCUAUCAUGUGAUCAGCUGUGCCCAAUCACUGAUCAUCAGUGCUCUGAUGAUCAGUGUAGCCCCAUCAGUGCCACCUGUCACUGCCCAUAAUUGAUGUCUGUAAGUGCCCAUCAUUGCCACAUACCAGUGCCCGUCAGAGCUGCCUUUCAGUGCCAACUAUCAGUGCCAGUCAGUGCCGCCUAUCAGUGCCCAUCAGUGCCACCUAACAGUUCCAUUCAGUGCUGCCUAUCAGUGCAAAGUCAG
Messenger RNA from Staurois parvus, 259 nucleotides. NCBI's taxonomy places the organism in Eukaryota, Metazoa, Chordata, Amphibia, Anura, Ranidae. The record is from the annotation of a GenBank genome assembly.